Molecule: messenger RNA, 243 nt
Organism: Fomitiporia mediterranea MF3/22
Lineage: Eukaryota; Fungi; Basidiomycota; Agaricomycetes; Hymenochaetales; Hymenochaetaceae
Exons: 2
Source: RefSeq, a predicted model, not a curated record
AUUAUUGACGGUCGGUUCCACACAGCGUGCGGACACUUCAUCUCGAUGGCUACGCGAACACAGGAUUGUUUGCGGUCCGACUGUCUUUUUAGCAGAAGGCAUGCGCAUCCAUAUGGCUGCAGGUCUCCGACUUGUACCCGGAUGAUGUCCCUACCCGUCAAGAAUCCGAUCCGCAUAAGCCCAGUCAAAUGCGCAGACUGCAUGGCGCGGGAGACGGACCCGGCGUUGGCAGGUCGAUACUGA